Molecule: messenger RNA, 3234 nt
Organism: Linum trigynum
Lineage: Eukaryota; Viridiplantae; Streptophyta; Magnoliopsida; Malpighiales; Linaceae
Source: the annotation of a GenBank genome assembly
UGGUAGCUAGAGAUAGCUGGAAUUAGAGGGUUGUUACUCCGCCGACAGAGUGACUCUCGCAUACCCGGAGCGAAGUCGGACUAAGGGUAUACCAACACCAGAAACGGCGCCCAAGUUGCCGAGUCUCUAUUCUGGAUGGCGAUUUAAAGGAAUUUCUUGGAAUUUUGUUUCGACUGAUGUCCCCCAGAAACCUGUCCUCAUGGUCGGCUAGUUCCUUAGCUGCAUAGGCUUGCGAACACUAGUGGUUCUUUGGCUAUGUAACUCAUUGUGUUAUCUAAUUAUCAAUAGGUUGUGAGCCUAGUCGAAGCCAAACAUCCCCUCAAGAUGUUUAUUUCGUAAUUUGACUUCACGUUGGGAGAGAACAGAAACGAACAUCCUAUCCGAUCGAUCAUCAAUAGAUUGGACCGCGCGAGACCUCAAGGGAGAAAUAUGCAGGGUCCUUAUUGCUUACUAGUUUGGGUAAAUGUCGUCACACAAGGUAGAAAUAGAUCUCACAUGGAUCAAGCAGCUCAUAUGGUGCCAAGAUCAAGGUUGCGAGUCGAAGGCGCUAUAGGGGGAGCUUGCUUCACUAGCCAGGAACGUGAUCCUAAUCUACGGACCAAGUAAUUUUGCAUACACAUACUACACGCGAUCAAGUACCUUUUACCACCUCAAUUUGUAUGCAGCUACAUAUAUGUUGGUUUUCUUGCAUCUACAUCAACGCAAUCAAUUAGAAAGAUUGAUGGGUUCAACUGACUUUUUAAUAAAAAAUCAAAGCAAUAAAUAAAUAAAAGGAGGAAUUUUUUUAUUAUAUUUGUUUUUGUACAUGACCUGCAUUUUCCAAGUGUCCACCUUAUUAAUGCAAUUUUCUUUGCAAUUGCAUAUUAAUAGUCAUGUAGAGUUUAUAAUUGAUCAAAUACUAUUGAUGUGGAUGGUCUUACUAUUUGAUUGUAUAACUCCCAUACCCUUUGUUUGUCUAUUUUUUCAAAAUAAAUGAACAAAAGAAUGGGAAAAAUAUGUUUUUCAAGUCAUUGGUCGCUAUCUCUGUUUGGUUAAUUAAUAAAUUCUAUUAGUAUUUGGCAGAGGUUGUUCAGAUAAAUUCUGUGCUGGUGGGUCGUAAUCAUCCCUGAAAUGUUGAUUGGACGAGAGAGAUUUGAUUAAGCCCACCACCUCACCUAAUCUUAUCCCACUAAUGCAAGCUCAACAGUGUGGGGUACUCCUUCCAUCGUGGAAUCUACACUAAACACUUCCCAAUUCCCGAAAAACACUAAACACUUCAAAGAUACUGAAAUCUGUGGCAAAAUCUAUACCUAAUUAAACAAAACCCUAGGUUGUUAGCCAAAAUGUUUCUAAUAGAGAUCUCAUUAGUCCAACUGCCCAAGCGUGGCAGCCGCUAAAAUGAGAAUCAAUAGUGCAAUUCAGUAAUUGUGGUAGUUUGAUAGACCUGAAAAUUAUAACCCGACUCGUUUACUCAAUCGAAAUUUGUUCAAGAAAUUAAAGGGUUGUAGUUUUUAUAGCUUAAAUUUCAAACUUAAAUAAUACCUUUGUUUUCAAAGUUGGAAUGAAUGGUGAAUCGGAAAAAUUUAGCGGUUUAUGGUUCAGUGGUUAACCGUUGAUAGAACUGUUCAUGCACUAUAACAUAAAGAUAAAAAUAUAUAUAAUACUCUAGUGUGUGAAUGAAUUUAUCACUAACCAUAAAUAAUUUUAAAUUUAUAUCAUCCAUCGCCAAAAGUGCUAACAAAUCUCCUGAAGAUACCAUUGUAGCGAGGGCGGGUUUCUUCCCCGAGGGGUCGUUUGGUAGUUGUGAUUGUUAGAGUUGUGUUUAUUCAAUACAUGCAUUGUCCACAAUACAAUGUUUGGAAGUGUCAAAGUGUAAAACAAUUCAUCUAUUGUUUUAGGUAGGUCCCACCAACAAUCACGAAAAAUGAUGCAUUAUACAAUCUCAAUAAAAGUUGAGAUUGUUGAUUUUAGAUUUGUGUCCACUUUUUCUUUCCAUUUAUAUUCCUAUUAGUUUUUAUCUUAUACUAAAAGUUGAGGAUAAAUGUGACAUUUUCACAAAGUAACUUUAUGUUAGUCAAUACAUAAAGUAGAAUCUCAUCAACCAAACAAUUAUUAUUAAAAUGCAUUCAUUGUACCAAUACAUGUAUUUAUUUUGUUGCGAUUCAUUACAAUGCAACGAUUUAACAUUCGCAACUUCCAAACGACCCCUCAAAGAUUAGGCAGGCACGCAUGAAAGCAUAAUCAAGUCCUAGACUCGUCUGAAACCAGGGUGGAUUUCAAUUACGUCAGAUGCAGCUAAUUUCUCGAAUGGUGAUAUUGGGCUGGGAGUGGUUGCUCGGGGACAGUUAUAGGAAGUUUCGACUGGCUGCAGCAAAACGGAUGUCUAGUGGAUGGAGCGUGGAGAUGGCGGAGGCUCUGGCUGCCGAAAUGGGUGCACAAUUGACACCAUUGCUACAUACCACUAAACUGUUGCUCGAGUGCGAUAGUAUGCAGGUUAUAAGUAAGCUAAACCACUCGAAGGGGAACCAAAUUGAAGUGGGGGGUGAUUUGCCCCAGUAUCAGCCGGUGCCUGGAACGAACGGACGAGGCCAGAUGGAGACAUAUUCCAUCUGAUGUUAAGGACUUUCACCUUACAGGAUGACAUGAUGGUGUGGCUUGACAAACCACCAGAUUUUUUGAUUGAUCAAUUAAAACUUGAUGAUGUAACAGUUGUGCUUUGAUCAAUAAGAUUACAGGUUUCCCUAAAAAAAUCAUUCAAACUAUCUCACGAAAAGAAAUCGUAACUUUUUCAUUAAAUUCAAGUUAGUAUUUAGAGUGGUAAUCCGUAGUUGACCACUUAAAGCUGAAAAGGAGGCUGGAAAAUGAAGAAAGAAAGCAUAAAUAAAUUAGUUCAUGUUGGGUGAUCUUAGUUUAAGUUAAAGUAUUUCUUCUUAAUCUUAUUGUGGUUAAAGUAUUUUAACUAGUGGACUAAUCAAAGAGGGAUGAUUCUUUUGGUUUCAUGUAAACCCGUUAAAAAUCGAUCGGUCCAUCUCUAACCGUCCAACCAAAUGAGCCAAACCGCUAUUGGAAUUGGUUUGGUGGUUCUACCGGUACAGGAGUUGAUCCGAUUCGGUUUUUAUAACGAUGAUUAAUUCGUAAACUUUUGAGUUAGGUUGGGUGGGUCAAUCGGUCGAACCACACUAGUUCCUAUUCAUUUCGAAAAUAGUAAAAUCACUCAUAAUUUAGUGAAAUGUUUAAGAAAUUUUGCAAGAAUUU